Ectocarpus sp. CCAP 1310/34 is the source of this 2225-nucleotide messenger RNA. NCBI's taxonomy places the organism in Eukaryota, Phaeophyceae, Ectocarpales, Ectocarpaceae. The record is from the annotation of a GenBank genome assembly.
CCAAAGUUACAGACCACGCCAAGGCAUACCUCCAAAACCAGGUCUAAAGACACGCACACCGUCGGAUACCGCAGCCUAGCUCUGAGGUGACGCUUGUCUGCAGGUCUGGGGAGAGAGUGCAACCGUUAAUUUCUGCCUGCAGCGGACGUCCCCGGCGGUGUUAUCUACACGUGGGCAGCAGGUUCGGGCUCACACACACGAAGGGGGGUGUUCUUACACGAACACACAAAGGAUGUCGACUCCGGCUAGAAGACGGUUGAUGCGGGACUUCAGGCGGCUCCAAAACGACCCUCCGUCUGGUGUCACGGGGGCGCCGAUGGACAAUAACAUCCUGGCGUGGCAGGCCGUGAUAUUCGGGCCGGACGAUACGCCGUGGGAAGGAGGGACGUUCAAGCUCCUGCUUGAGUUUUCCGAGGACUACCCGAACAAGCCGCCGUCCGUCCGGUUCCUCACGCGCAUGUUCCACCCGAACAUCUACAACAACGGUCAGAUCUGUCUUGACAUCUUGCAGAACCAAUGGAGUCCGAUCUACGACAUCUGCGCCAUCCUCACAUCCAUCCAGUCGCUCCUGUGCGAUCCUAACCCGGCGUCUCCGGCAAACUCAGAGGCUUCCCGGCUGUACCAGGAGAACAGGCGAGAAUAUAACCGCCGCGUCAGGGAAGUAGUGGAGCAAAGCUGGGUGGACGAAUGAUGCGCACCAAGAAGAAAGGUCACCGGUAGUAGCAAGAAAAAAAGAAAAUGAUGCGGGGUCGUCAGCGUGUAGGAGUAAUGUGGCUUGACGCAUUAACAAACAGGUGUAGCACCGGAGACGGGUUGUUGUUGUUGGUGGAGCGUGGGUGGUGUUGCAUUGAUGCACAUCCCGGGGACAGCCGUCCACGCGGCCGGGACGUUGGUUAGUUGGUUGCGCGCGAGGGGGUACGCGGCGACAAUGUGAAGAAGGAACGCACCGCGGGCUGUGGUUGCGAAGGAGGGGAGGGGCACGCGCAGGGCUUGAACGUGCCUGUGACGGACUGGACCGUGGUAAACGAUGGGCGUUGUAUCCCCGUUCCCUCCGGUCCUGUUGACUGGCCUCAACUUGACAGGAGAGCGAGCCUGCGCACGCACACGGCGAUACCGUAAAGAGACGUCCACACAGGCAGUUGCGCACCCGGAAGGGGUAAAUAGUUGCAUCGCUUUAUUUUUUUUGUUGCGCAAGUGUUGUUUUGCGUUAUGACUUGGGGGGUGGCGUCGCGUGUUUUUCGUUUUGGUCCAUGCUGCUGGAUGGGGUUGGGUGGGUGGGUGGGUGGGUGGGUGGGUUGUUUGGAGUUGAAAGAAGGGACAGGAGGGACAAGGACCGCUGCCCGUUGUUGUCGCUGCCCUGCGAACAGCCUCCCUCCGAGUCGGAAGAUGCUGUUUUCGUGUAUAUUCCCGCUGGUGUUUUCUUUUUUUGAUUGUAUUCAGGGUCGCAGCGCUGGGCAGUCGACAAAAAAAACGGGGUUGCAUCAGGGACGCAGGCGGGGGGGGGCAUUCGCAGCGGAACGAAUUCAUGGAGGAAAAACCCUAACCCUAUGGGGGGCAUUGGAGGUGCAUGGCCGUCUCGAACCGUGGGCGAGGAGGGACAGGUUUGGGUACCGACGCUGGAGUGACUUUUCCAAUACAAUCGGUGUCUCGUGUGUGCGUCCUGGGCAGCAUGGUAUAUACGGUGCUUGCUUCAUCAUGGUGUGCGGUGCUUGGUAGCCACGGGCGAUACCGACGAAAUAUUCAAGAUUCGGGGGGGGGAGGGGGGGGAGGGAUUUCCGGGCUUGUUGUAAGGCGUUGCGUGUGCCAUUUCAUGUUGUGAGUUGAAAGCGAUCAAGGUUUCACGACCGAGAGUACAUGUAGUUAGCGGGACUCAAGGGAAAUGGUACUGCAAUCGCGCUGGCGAUUAUUUGUUCGUUGAUUGGCUUCCUUGAAACGUGCUUUCCGUCGCAUGCCUUUCGUGAAAGCGGACGGUUGUGGUUCUCGCACGAAACCGAAAGUGAUUCCUCCAGAUGUUGGAGCUGUUGAUUCUUGUUGUUUUUGUUUGCUGCCAGGAUCUCUCCCUACACACGUACCACCCGUUAUGGGUCACUUUCCAUGAACAGAGUUUUGUUCAAGCCCUUGACGUGAAGGGGUCGAUUUGUUUUUCUCGGCUAGGAAGCAAACCCCUUUUCGAGGUUUGCAAACAAUCGCACGAUAAAAUCUGCACCCGGUCCCGUACCGACUUC